Molecule: messenger RNA, 858 nt
Organism: Lynx canadensis (Canada lynx)
Lineage: Eukaryota; Metazoa; Chordata; Mammalia; Carnivora; Felidae
Gene: SSNA1
Product: SS nuclear autoantigen 1
Exons: 3
Coding region: 58-417 (119 amino acids)
Cellular component (GO): ciliary basal body; centrosome
Source: RefSeq, a predicted model, not a curated record
GGCGCGAACGGCGAGGAGCUGGCGGCGGUUGGAGUGGUCGCGGCCCAAGCGGCGACCAUGACCCAGCAGGGCGCGGCGCUGCAGAAUUACAACAACGAGCUAGUCAAGUGCAUCGAGGAGCUGUGUCAGAAGCGAGAGGAGUUGUGCCGGCAGAUCCAGCAGGAGGAGGAUGAGAAGCAGCGGCUGCAGAGCGAGGUGAGGCAGCUGACAGAGAAACUGGCCCGAGUCAACGAGAAUCUGGCGCGCAAGAUUGCUUCUCGCAACGAGUUUGACCGGACCAUCGCAGAGACAGAGGCUGCCUACCUCAAGAUCCUGGAAAGCUCGCAGACUCUGCUUAGUGUCCUGAAGAGGGAAGCCGGGAACUUGACCAAAGCCACAGCCUCGGAGCACAAGAGCAGUGGAGGCAGGGAGAGCUGAGGAGGCCAUUGGUGGGGAGGGGCCUGCCUCCCACCUCCCUCAGUGGCUCAACCCCCAACAAGCCUGUCUUCAAAGCGUCUUUAUUCUUCGUGGUAGCAGCUGCCUCCUUUCACUGUCUCGGGUGCCAAGAGGCAGUUGCCCAGCUUCACCUGCCCCAGGUGACAAGUACAGCCCUGGGUGCAGCCCACCAGGUGGGGGUCCUGGCCCUGUACUCAUAGGAUAUGGGAAGGACAGGCUCUGGGUGAGUUCCGCUCGGGGCGUAGGUUCCCUCACCCCCGCUCUGAGCUGCCAGAAAGACCCUGCUCCCUACUUUUCACCAGCACGGCAGCCACCUCACCUCGGUGCCCAGGCCAGGGGAGCAGGGGAGGGGCUGGGGCCCACCCCCUCAGAGCUUGCCCUGGUGGCCUAUGACUGUCAGUAAAGAUUGUCUUUGUGAAGGUA